AUGGCCAAAGCCGUAAUUCCGAGGCAUUGGGUUACUGCCAAAUUGGUCGCUAGUGUGAACAGGGUGGUAGGCCAAAAGCCAGUAGAAUACGUAGUGGGCGUCGUGGGACUUCAACAUACGUUGCAACCCAAAAGUGAUCAGUUGCAUUUGUGGAAUGACUUGAAGUGGCUGCGAGUCUUGGUUCAGUUUUUGGAGGUAGGACUUGUUUUGGUUUUAAAUCUGUCUGUUCACAUCAACAUUGUGGACACAAAAGCUCAUGAUGCUGGUUACUUUAAUGCUGAGAUGGCACCAAUUGAAGUGAAAACGAAAAAGGGGAAAGAAACUAUGCAAAAGGACGAGCACCCGAAACCCCAGACCACUCUGGAACAAUUGGCAAAACUCCCAUGUGUCUUUAAAAAGGAUGGAACGGUCACUGCUGGGAAUGCUUCAGGAGUGUGUGACGGAGCUGGCGCAGUCAUCCUUGCCAGUGAAUCAGCACUAAAAAAGCACAGUCUUACUCCUCUGGCAAGAGUAGUAGCCUAUCACUCAGCUGGCUGUGACCCUUCCAUAAUGGGCAUUGGCCCUGUACCUGCCAUUACCGAGGUUCUGAAGAAAGCAGGAUUGACCCUGAAGGACAUGGAUUUGGUAGAGGUGAAUGAGGCAUUUGCACCUCAGUAUCUAGCAGUUGAAAAAGUUUUGGGCCUUGACCCUGAAAAAACCAAUGUCAACGGAGGUGCCAUCGCUAUAGGUCAUCCUUUGGGUGCUUCAGGAUCACGGAUCACAGCUCAUCUGGUUCAUGAAUUAAGGCGUCGUGGCGGGAAAUACGCGGUUGGGUCAGCUUGCAUUGGUGGUGGACAAGGGAUUGCUCUUCUCAUUGAGAACACAGCCUGAGAGAUUCUGGAGACCGCAGUGUUGCCGGAAUUACUAAUUCCCUGAGAAACUUCAGCCUUUUGUGGCAAUAAAUCAUCACUGCCUGCCUUCAUUUUGUGCCAUUCCUGCAAGGUAAAGGAAUAGCUGAGAAGUC
Molecule: messenger RNA, 1003 nt
Organism: Cariama cristata (Red-legged seriema)
Lineage: Eukaryota; Metazoa; Chordata; Aves; Cariamiformes; Cariamidae
Product: 3-ketoacyl-CoA thiolase, mitochondrial-like
Exons: 7
Coding region: 1-870 (289 amino acids)
Biological process (GO): fatty acid beta-oxidation
Molecular function (GO): acetyl-CoA C-acetyltransferase activity
Source: RefSeq, a predicted model, not a curated record